GAUACCCUUCAUAUUGACCGUUCUCCGGAUGAUAGGAAUAUGCUGAAUGUUGUGAGUGAUCCAUAUUCAUAUCAUAUUCUUGUCGUUGAUCCGAAUGGUAAUGCUGUUGAGGGAAUAACUGUUGGCACACCACCG
This is a messenger RNA of Racocetra fulgida, 135 nucleotides long. NCBI's taxonomy places the organism in Eukaryota, Fungi, Glomeromycota, Glomeromycetes, Diversisporales, Gigasporaceae. The record is from the annotation of a GenBank genome assembly.